Molecule: messenger RNA, 2737 nt
Organism: Phragmites australis (common reed)
Lineage: Eukaryota; Viridiplantae; Streptophyta; Magnoliopsida; Poales; Poaceae
Product: wall-associated receptor kinase 5-like
Exons: 4
Coding region: 132-2492 (786 amino acids)
Biological process (GO): cell surface receptor signaling pathway; protein phosphorylation
Cellular component (GO): plasma membrane
Molecular function (GO): protein serine/threonine kinase activity; calcium ion binding; polysaccharide binding
Source: RefSeq, a predicted model, not a curated record
CCGUGUAGGUAACUAGCAACUUUUAUUUGUCGGCCGCUCCCCGCGCAGGUAGCAGAGAGCCCUCUCUUUCUGCCUUCUCAUACACAACACGGACAGAAAAACCAACCCCUACAGACACGUACGGUACAUACAUGGCGUGGUCAUCGCCUACAGGCUACAAGAAAAAAUUGCUGCUAGUUGUGGCGGCCAUGCUGACACUGCAGCACCAGCACGGUACUCCAACUGAUGAUGCUGGGGCUGGGAGCAGCAGCCUAGCGAAGCCCGGCUGCCAAGACAAGUGUGGCAACGUCAGCAUCCCCUACCCGUUCGGCAUCGGGAAGGGCUGCUUUCUGAAGGAAGGCUUUGAAGUCAGAUGCGACAAAGACCGAGAUAGUGCAACUUUAUUGAAUAGUACUCACCAGCAGGUAUCACCUCUGUUGAAAAUCAAUCUGCUGCUUGGCGAGGCUCGCAUUCAGAGUCCCAUAGCAUGGCACUGCAACUACACGACGGAGAAAACCAGUAUUAGAUUUGGCCCUUCUUUCACGGUUUCCAAAACCAAGAACAAAUUCACAGUAAUUGGUUGUAAUACCCUUGCAUUCGUCUAUGGUAGCAACAAGGAGCAUAGUUACUACAGCACAUGUGGAUCAUUCUGCUACGACAAGGAUAGCAUCGACAGUACCACACAAUGCACUGGUGGCAUGGGUUGCUGUCAGACUGCCCUCACAGGUAACCUGGAAUUCUUAGGCAUCCAAAUCGAAGCUCUUGCAUCCACCAGCCAAUACCAGAGUUUGAGCCCGUGCAGCUAUGGGUUCGUUGUCGCGGAGGAUUCGUUCAAAUUCGAUCCUUUCUAUAUCAACUCAUCAUAUUUUCAAGAACGUUACGGACUAACCCAACAGACGUUAUGGACACAACCUAUCCCAUUGGUUAUUGACUGGGUGGUUGGUAAUGAAACUUGCAACGGAGCCAAUGCAUGCCGCGGGAUGAAUAGCGUAUGCAUGGACACGCCCAAUGGCCUCGGUUACCUCUGCAACUGCUCUUCAGGCUUCGAGGGCAAUCCCUACCUAGACGGAGGCUGCCAGCAAGACAUCAAUGAGUGUGAUUAUCCAUUCCUGUAUCCUUGCCACGGCAAAUGCCAUAACACCAUCGGAAGCUACACGUGUUCAUGCAAACCAGGAACUUGGAGCAGCGAUCCCAAGAAACUACCCUGCGAAACUGAUUAUGGCCUCAACAAUACGGUCGAAACUAGUCAUGGCCUCAACAAUAUGGUCGAAACUAGUCAUGGCCCCAACAAUAUGGUCAUAGGUAUUUCCAUCAGUUUCGUCUUCCUCAUCAUCUGUAUCUCUGCUCUACUAAUCAAGUGCCAAAAAAGGAAGCUAGCAAAAGAGAAGGAGAGGUUCUUCAAACAGAAUGGUGGUCAGAUAUUAUAUCAACAAAUCCUUUCUAGACAAGUCGAUACAGUGACACUAUUCACCCUAGAAGACCUCAAGAAGGCAACAAACAAUUUUGACAAGAGUAGAGAAGUAGGCAUAGGGGGCCACGGCACUGUCUACAAGGGCAUUUUGAGGGAUAACAAGGUAGUGGCUAUAAAGCGCUCAAAGAUUAUCAAUGUGGUUCAAACCGAAGAAUUCGUUCAAGAGAUUAUUAUACUCUCGCAGAUCAAUCACAAGAAUGUGGUUAGGCUUAUAGGAUGCUGUUUGGAAGUGGAAGUGCCCAUUUUAGUGUAUGAAUUCAUCCCAAAUGGCACUCUCUUUCGGUUGAUCCAUGGUAAUCAUGGUAGACCACCUAUUUCGUUGGAAGUCCGUCUCAGGAUUGCCCAAGAAUCUGCUGAAGCACUAGAGUAUAUGCAUCUCUCCAUCAACCGCCCCAUAGUCCAUGGAGAUGUGAAAUCUCUAAACAUUCUUCUAGAUGAAAACUACAUGGCGAAGGUGACCGACUUCGGGGCGUCAAGGAUUCUUCCUAACGAUGCAGUUCAACUCAUGACAAUAGUGCAGGGAACCCUGGGUUACCUGGACCCUGAGUACUUGCAAGAGCGGAAACUGACAGAGAAGAGCGAUGUUUAUAGCUUUGGAGUUGUGCUUUUAGAGCUAAUCACAAGGAAGACAGCAAUAUACUUUGAGGGCCCUGAGGAAGACAGAAACCUCGCAUCAUCUUUCCUGCAAGCGAUGAAGGAGAACAGAGUUGAAGGUUUGUUAGACACUAGUAUAAUUGGUGUGGGAAUGGAGGAACUGUUCCAAGAAGUUGCUCAGAUAGCCAGCUUGUGCUUGAGAUUCAAAAGGGAGGAGAGGCCUUCCAUGACCCAAGUGACCGACAGGCUGAAAGCUAUACGAAGUGCAUGGAGAGAGAUAUUGUUGCUGAAGCAUGAAGAAACUGAACGUUUAGCUGAGAGAUUAGGCGUGGCUUCGACUUGUGCCCUGCAGCCUAGCAUGUACUGGACAGCGCGAAUGAUGGGGAUGGAUGUCGAAACACCACAUGCAGACUAUGCUGGUACUACCAACAUGGGAUAUGAAUAUUAGAUUAUGUAAAUGUCUCGAGUUUUCAGUAUGGGUGUUACCAUGUACUACUACUACAUAUAGUUGCCGUACUCGUGUAAUCGAGCUGCCAAACAAUCUCACUUGAUCACACCUAGUCUUGGCAUGUAGGUGUUAUGCAAUCACGUUAUUGUAGCUCAUCAGUGGUAUGGUGUAAAUAAGCUUACGCGAAUAGUUUUCUCUGUACGUUGCUGAGACAUUUAUGUGUUUUUCCUUAUUAAAUUGAGAGU